Molecule: messenger RNA, 810 nt
Organism: Mucor mucedo
Lineage: Eukaryota; Fungi; Mucoromycota; Mucoromycetes; Mucorales; Mucoraceae
Exons: 6
Coding region: 1-810 (269 amino acids)
Source: RefSeq, a predicted model, not a curated record
AUGACCUUUUUAACAAGAAGUAAUAAAUAUUGUGAAAAGAAUCCUCUGUAUAAUGAAGACUUUCCCAUCACCCGUUAUAGACAUUGUAAGCCUGUAUCUUACAAUAGCAACUAUGGUCGGUCAGAAUAUCGAGUAGCAAGCCUUCUUUUCUCCGUUUCCGUUGCUGCGAGCACGACACCAAUGUAUGACAUUGAUGUUUCUCAAGGCCCCUCCACUAAGAAACUCGAUUUUCUUGUGAGUUUAUACUUCUUACAAAACUGGGAUGGUUUAAACACUGCGUGCACAAACAAGGUCCAAUUUGGGAAAAUGAUACUUCUUUUAUACGAAGCUUUGCGUACCGAUGGUAUUAUCACUGGUCCUGGUGCAGAUAUACCUCCCUUGUUCAUUCAAAAGGAGGCUACGUUAGAGACUUUAAAUAGACUACGUCCAGGUUCAACCCUAAUAAAAACAAAAGAAGUUAUAUCGGGUCGUUAUCCUACAGUAAAUCUUCAUCAAAAUUUGGACGAUAGUCCAUUGGUUCUCGCUGCCCAUCCCCCCCCCCAGGACGACGAGAAGCAUGGGCUUAACCAACCGUCAUCCAUUGCCAUUGCCCUUAAAAAAGCGUUUGAUUUCUUUUGUCUCCAGCCAAAUGUUUCAGUAAAGUCUACUGAAGAUACAUUUAUGUCACCGCUUGGAUAUUUCUUCGCCGUGAGUGCCAGACUUCAAUUAGUCAGCUCAGAAAGAAAAACUCUGAAAGUGAUCUCAAACGACGUCAUAUUGGAUAGGACAAAUGAGAUGCAGAUCCAGCAGUAUACAAUGAAGGACGAGUAG